Nicotiana tabacum (common tobacco) is the source of this 519-nucleotide messenger RNA. NCBI's taxonomy places the organism in Eukaryota, Viridiplantae, Streptophyta, Magnoliopsida, Solanales, Solanaceae. The record is from RefSeq and is a predicted model, not a curated record.
AUGGCAUCCUAUUGCUCCUGCAAGACCCUUACAGCUUCGACGACGUGCUCUUCUUCAGCAUCAUCAAGAGUCGCCUCUCAGACAUGUCGCGGUGUUGGAACGCAUGAAGCUGAAGUGGACGUGAAGCUUGAUACACAGGUCAUCCCCAAGAGAGAUAGUUUCAAAUAUCUUGGGUCUAUAAUACAGAGUAACUGGGAGAUUGACGAGAAUGUCACACAUCGUAUAGGUACGGGGUGGUUGAAAUGGAGGCUCGCUUCUGGUGUUUUGUAUGACAAGAAUGUGCCACCUACACUUAAGGGCAAGUUCUACAAAGCAGUAGUUAGACCGACCAUAUUGUAUGGGGUCGAGUGUUGUCCAGUCAAGAAAUCUCAUGCUCAGAAGAUGAAAGUAACAGAAAUGAGGAUGUUGAGAUUGAUGUGUGAGCAUACCAGAAAAGACAAGACUAGGAAUGAAUAUAUUAGGGACAAAGUGGGUGUGGCUCAUGUAGAAGAUAAGUUACGGGAAUCGAGGCUGAGAUGA